ACAAACAUACUACACAGGUGGCAAAUGCCUGCGGCGGGGCCUAUGAACCCUAAACCUGAUCGUUUGUCUUUAAUAACAUACCGACUUUCGCACCGGCUUUUACUAUUUAUAAACUGUUUUUGUCUCUAUAAAUUGUAUAUGUAGCAGUCUAAACAACCCGAUUAAGCCCCCCCUUCUGUGUUCGGGUUGCAAAGCCAUACCCGCUGGGAACAAAAAAGAUCCCCGCAGUAAUUUCCCUUCUUUCCUGCAGUAAUUUCCACAGGCCCAAUCAUUUCUCCAGCCAACAGCUUGACAUGUGAGUUCACUCCACGCAGCGGAGACCAGAGCUUCUCUACGGCGAGGGAGCGCCGAGGGGCAAAUCCGUCAGCGCGGGCACAUCGCGUCGCCUUUCCGGCCCCCACACCUCUCUCUCUCUCUCUCUCUCUUCCCGGUCGACGAGCGGAGAGCUAGCGGCGGGGCGCGCGCUGCUAUUUAUCGAGCACACGGGAGCCACGCCGCCCGUCCCUGUCUCCAUCUUGCCGUCGCUCCCACGCCGCCGUUCCCUCCGCCUGCCUCGACCGCCUCGUGCCGUGCGCGCUAAGGAGGGAGGGAGGGAGGGAAAGUGAAGCAGGAGGGUGGACCACUGCGCGCGUGCGGCGCCUUCCUCCUCGAAUCACCGCCGACAGCUUCUGCAGCUAGCGUUAUCACCCCCACCACCCCGGGGCUCGGAUUAGGAUCUGAGCUGAAGCUGCCAGGCCAGGCGAUCGAGCCGAUGUACGGCUCGCCGGUGUCCAAGGACCUCAACCUCCCGGCGCAGCCGCCGCCGAUGGCCUCGUCCGGGCUGCUACGCUACAGAUCGGCGCCCAGCGCGGUGCUCGGCGGCCUCUGCGAGGACCAGCUCCAGCUCCCUGCCGCCGCUCCGAGCGCCGCCGACAACGUCUUCUCAAGGUUCCUGCCCGACCACCACAUCCGGGACGACAAGCCGUCGCCUGCCCACUUCCCGAGUGCGGCCGACAUGGCCUCCCACCACCAGCAGGAGCAAAUGAUGUUCCACUCCCAGUCCCAGUCCCAGCACCAGCAGGAGACGGGUAGGUCCGGGGGCGGCCUCUACCGCACCGUCAGCUCUGGCAUGGAAGCGGGCGGCACUGGCGUCGGCGCCGCCAGCAGCCUGAUUCGGCAGAGCAGCUCCCCCGCCGGGUUCCUGGACCAUUUCGGCAUGGACAACGGGUACGGGGCGAUGCUGAGGGCGAGCAUGGGCAUGGGGUUCCAGGACGGUGGUGCCAGUGACUCCCUCGCGGGCGGCGGCGGCGGUAGCGGCAGGCUCGGGGGCCAGCUGAGCUUCUCGUCGCGGCAGGGGUCGCUCAUGUCCCAGAUCUCGGAGAUGGACAGCCAGGAGGAUGUCGUCGGAGCGAGCAGCCCCGACGCUGGCGGCGGCGGGGACGCCGCCUACAUGCCGGGGUACCCGAUGAGCUCCGGCGGGUGGGACGACUCGUCGUCGGCGCUCUUGCCGGACAGCCUGCCCGCGACGAAUAAACGCCCGCGGGACUCGUUGGAGCACGGCGGCGGGCUGGCGCACCAGUUCAGCCUCCCCAAGACGUCGUCGUCGGAGGUGGCCGCCAUCGAGAAGUUCCUCCAGUUCCAGGACGCCGUGCCCUGCAAGGUCCGCGCCAAGCGCGGGUGCGCCACGCACCCGCGCAGCAUCGCCGAGCGGGUGAGGAGGACGAAGAUCAGCGAGCGGAUCAGGAAGCUGCAGGAGCUCGUGCCCGACAUGGACAAGCAAACCAACACCUCCGACAUGCUGGACUUGGCCGUCGACUACAUCAAGGAUCUCCAGAAGCAGGUCAAGGUAACGAGCUCCGGCGGCCGCCGGUCUGCUUUCCUCCUCCAGAACCCAAAUUGCAAGGUCAGAGAGCCAGUGACGUCCAAAUCACGGAGGCUGGCCUCAUCUUGCCCCGCCGGCUGAUCGACGGCGAGCGAGGGUUACCUACAGUUACAAACAACGAUAUGUCGUUGACUCUUCCUCACCUAGUACUAGUAGUAGGAGGAGGAGGAGUAUCUUUAUCGUCGUUUAUCAUCCCUUGUGUUCACGCGUUGCAGGCGUUGAACGAGAGCCGCGCCAGCUGCACCUGCCCGGCGAGCAAGCACCAGCAGCGGUUCUCCGGCUGAAGCACCGGCCGGGCCGGCAGUCCCCAUCGGUCCCCGGCGGCUGCGUAGCACGCUCCAGUACACAGCUAGUGCAGCAAAGAUGGACCCACCACAAGGCCUGGAGACAGACCUGACUGAGACCGAGAUAGAGAGGAACACCGCCAUCGUCUGCAGUGCAUGCGCGCGAGCAGCAUGUACAGCGCCGGAGCGAUCGAGGCUCGCUGGACUGCUGGAUCGAGCAGUGUGGCAUCAUCAAGUAUUCAAGCGACUGGGAGGAAGGAAGAAAGAAUCGAGUCAUGGGACCGAGGAGGAAGAACGAAUGAAUUGUACAGUGCUGUUUCUUUUUUUUUUUUUGCUGUAAACACUUUUGCUACAUCUGUGCUGCUGCUGCUCUCCAUAUGCCGUUGCCCAUUGUUACUACGUUAAGAAUCACAGUGAGAUAUAGAUCGAGGAAAACUUCACUACUGUUACCA
Molecule: messenger RNA, 2597 nt
Organism: Zea mays
Lineage: Eukaryota; Viridiplantae; Streptophyta; Magnoliopsida; Poales; Poaceae
Product: Transcription factor bHLH130
Exons: 5
Coding region: 752-1942 (396 amino acids)
Biological process (GO): regulation of transcription by RNA polymerase II
Cellular component (GO): nucleus
Molecular function (GO): protein dimerization activity; RNA polymerase II cis-regulatory region sequence-specific DNA binding; DNA-binding transcription factor activity, RNA polymerase II-specific
Source: RefSeq, a predicted model, not a curated record